Messenger RNA from Bemisia tabaci, 1780 nucleotides. RefSeq names its product ubiquitin-conjugating enzyme E2 W. The record is from RefSeq and is a predicted model, not a curated record. Lineage: Eukaryota; Metazoa; Arthropoda; Insecta; Hemiptera; Aleyrodidae.
GGUUAUUACGCUAUGUUUUGAUUGAUAAAGUAUCAGACUGCGAGUACUUUUAUGAGCUUCUUACCUUUUACAGACGGAUUAUUUUAAUUUUACACGAUCCCCAGCUACAAACCGCGAUGCAUCUCAUCUGAUGUUGCAUGGAGAGUGCUUUCAAGUCGCCUAGCUCGCGUAUAGUUUUCUCGUGCGAAGUGUGAAAAAAAAUCUUCAAAAUUUCCGCGGAGGCUGCUAUGACAUCUUUGCCACGACCAAGCGAGAAACGCUUGCAAAAGGAACUAUUGUCAUUAAUUAAGGAUCCACCACCAGGUGUACUAGUCGAUAGUGAGAAGGCAUCACAGAAUUUGAGCAUAUGGACAAUUUAUAUGAAAGGGGCUGAUGAAACUCUGUUUGCCGGAGAAGAAUUUCAGCUUCAAUUUAAAUUUAGCCCUAAAUACCCCUUCGAUUCUCCAGAGGUCACUUUUAUAGGGCCGAACAUUCCAGUGCAUCCACAUGUCUACAGCAAUGGGCAUAUUUGCUUAUCAAUACUCACAGAGGACUGGUCACCAGCGCUGUCGGUGCAGUCCGUCUGCCUGUCCAUCAUCUCAAUGCUCAGCAGUUGCAAGGAGAAGAAAAGGCCAUCAGACAAUGCAUUCUAUGUGAAAACUUGCAGCAAAAAUCCUAAGAAGACAAAAUGGUGGUAUCAUGACGACACUGUGUGAAACUGGAAGAAACGAUGCAAAUUCUAGUGGUCUGUGAUUGUAUUCUAGUACGUUAAGGAUAAUGAGUGAAUUUUACUGACUUAUUACGAUGUGUACAUACCUGCAUGCUUGUAAAUAUUAUUAAUUUUCGUAUAAUUUUAUGUGAAAUUGUUAUCUUGUUCCAAAUUUUUUAUUUUCCCUGUAAUCAUCGAUCAAAACCAUAUCCUUCCCUUCAUAAUGUUCUUCACAAUGACUUUUGAAGAUACUGGAUCGGUUUUCUUUUGCCCCUCCCCCUAUCCCUAAGUUUGUCCCCAUCAUGAUUUCUAUAUUCCCCAUUUUGACUUUUCCGAGCCUCUAAAAUUGACUGGGUCUAAGUUCCCUCGGAAGAACCGCUUUUGCUUCUCACUCGUUUUAAUUUUCGUCCAUCACAGCUGUUAAGCGAUUGGAACAGUUUAUUAAUUACGUCCUAUGUUAUUUUCCCCUCAAAAAUAUGUUUCCAGCUGAUUUUGUACUUGUAAUUUGACGUUAAUUGCCAUUGUGUUUUAUUGUUAUUGUGUAAUAUAGUGUUGAGUGAAAUUAACGUUAGUCAAAUUAACGUUUCGAUUUUGCGACUCUGAUGACUUUUGUAUCCCCUCUGUGUGCCCAUGGUUCUUUAAAAAUGUCAAUCCCAAGGUGAAGCUUUUUCGUUCCCAUUUAUCCUGCCUCAGUUUUUCCCCUCUAAUUUUAUCUCUAUUACAUGUUUACUAAUUUUUCCCUAUUGUUCAUGUCUCGCAUGAAGGGAGUAAAAUUUUAUUAAAACUACGCCUUACCAAUUUUUUUAUUGCUGUUGACUUUUUUCCCCGAAAUGGGACUCCCAAUUUUGAUUUUGUUUCCCCAAAAUCGACCAGUUAGCUUGCUUCUCCACCCAACUUUUUGUUGGCAUACAUUCUCCUCUUAUAAAAUCUUUUUUAUUUUGGAGCUACCUCCUUUUCUGUUUUAUUGUCCACUUGUCUAAGGGAAUAAAAUUACCAACAAUAAUAAAAGUUCUAUUAUUCACUGUAAACUCCAAAGGCAUCAAAACCCUCCAUCUGCGUAAGCGAUCCAAUAAAUAUUGACAAAAUUUUGAA